AUGGAUUCGCAGAAGGGAGAUGUUGAACGAGAAGCCAAAAAUGGAUUGAGUGGACGUAAUGAUAAUUUGUGUUCAUCGGCGGGUGGGUUACGCAGGGGUGUUGGAACCGACAAUCACAAAAAGAGUGAUAAACAAAAGGAAGAACUAGAUGAAGCAAUUGAAAUUUCUUUUGCUGAACCUUUAAGGAAAUCGGAUGCAUAUAAGUGGCAAUCAGGUGAUGAUAAUGAUCUUGCAAAAUCACAUCAAAAUGACUUUCAUCCAUCAAACCCUCCAUAUGUACCCAAGGGAAAUAGGGUAUGUGGUGGCUGCAACCGUGACAUUAAUUACGGCAAUUACUUAGGUUGCAUGGGGAAGUAUUUUCAUCCAGAGUGUUUCCGUUGUCAUGCUUGUAGUUACCCAAUCACCGAAAAAGAGUUCUCUUUAUCAGGGAAAGAUACAUACCAUAAGACUUGCUUUAAAGAGUUGACUCAUCCCAAAUGUGAAGUGUGCUUUCAAUAUAUUCCCUUAAAUGGAGAUGGAUUAAUCGAGUAUCGAUUACACCCAUUUUGGUCCCAAAAAUAUUGCCCCGCACAUGAGCUUGAUAAUACAGCUCGAUGUUGUAGUUGUGAACGACUUGAGCCGAUGAAUGUAAGAUACAUCUUAUUGGAAGAUGGAAGGAGUUUAUGUUUAGAGUGCCUAGAAUCUGCAAUAAUGGAUACGGGUGAGUGUCAACCACUUUACCACUCCAUUAGAGACUACUAUGAAGGAAUGAACAUGAGAAUUGAUCAACAGAUUCCCAUGCUUCUUGUUGAAAGACAAGCCCUUAAUGAUGCUACCACAAGGGAUAAAAACGGGUUCCAUCGUUUGCCUGAGACAAGGGGUAUUUGCCUUUAUGAAGAGCAGACUGUUGCAAGUAUUCUAAGAAGGCCGAGCGUUAGUGGUCAUCGGUUGGUGGGAAUGAGAACUCAAUAUCAGAAGCUGACUCGCAGAUGUGAAGUUACUGCCAUUCUUGUUUUGUACGGUCUUCCAAGAUUACUAACUGGAGCCAUUCUUGCUCACCACUUGAUGAAUGCCUGGUUACGUCUUAAAGGUUACAGGAACCUAAAUCCUGAGGUAGAAGCAGGUAUCUGUCAAGUGCUUUCAUAUAUGUGGCUCGAAUCAGAGAUCAUGCCCAACAUCCCAUCAUCAUCAUCAUCAUCAACAACAACAUCAAAGAAAGGUGGGAAAUCAAGAAAUGAGAACAAGUUAGGUGAAUUUUUCAUGCAUCAAAUAGCUCAUGAUGCAUCACCAGCAUAUGGAGGAGGGUUUAGAGCUGCAAAUGCAGCUGUUAAUACAUAUGGCUUACGAAGAACACUCGAUCAUAUUCGCCUUACUGGAAACUUCCCUCUGUGA
This is a messenger RNA of Lactuca saligna, 1371 nucleotides long. The record is from the annotation of a GenBank genome assembly. NCBI's taxonomy places the organism in Eukaryota, Viridiplantae, Streptophyta, Magnoliopsida, Asterales, Asteraceae.